Molecule: messenger RNA, 1294 nt
Organism: Fusarium oxysporum Fo47
Lineage: Eukaryota; Fungi; Ascomycota; Sordariomycetes; Hypocreales; Nectriaceae
Product: PPPDE putative peptidase domain-containing protein
Exons: 2
Coding region: 426-1169 (247 amino acids)
Biological process (GO): protein deubiquitination
Molecular function (GO): deubiquitinase activity
Source: RefSeq, a predicted model, not a curated record
GUCACAGAGCUUAGGCCCUGUGGUUUUAGGUGUCCGUCUUUGGAAAUGCCUGACCUGAGUUACCUGAGGUUACCUAAAGUUAGUAGAGAGUAAUACAGAGGCAGAGAGACCUAGGUUUUGGAUUUCGCCGGGCUUGAUCUGACAGGAACGACGGGAGCUCAGCCGGGCCGGCCUGUCCGAUUCCUUCAGUUAUUUCCUCUCCUUCACUUCUAUUCAUCAACCUUUCAAGCUAGAAUAUUCAUCUUCUCUUUGUGCCCUGGGAUUCUUUGUCUUGUCAACACGCCUACGGACGCCAACCUACAGCGAUAUAAGCCUUAUUAGCCUACCAUUUCCCCAGCUCAGCCCCGCUCACCCGUCAGCUGCAAACCCCAAAGCUUCAAGCCACUUGACGUCGCAAUAGUUGCAGUGUCCGUAUCAGCUUUUGCAUGAUGCCGCGUCCUAAGAAGAGCUCUUCGGUGAGCAGAUCUCACCGCUCAACAUUAUCUUUGUCCAAAACUGAGAUCACUAUACAUGUCUAUGAUCUACUGCCGCCCGGCCGAUUAUCGUCGGUAUUAUGGACAGUAGGCGCCUCACUACUUCACUCAGGUGUCGUGAUCAACGGGAGGGAAUACGCCUAUGGCGGACAUGAUAAAAGAGGCCUUACAGGUGUAUACUGGACAAAGCCCCGGACCGAACCGCCCGGAGGCACAUUUCGAUGCGAGAUCCUGCACGGAUUCACUCUUGCGACAGAAGACGAGAUUAAUGCGACUCUGCAAUCUGCCUCUGAAGAGUUUCUGGGCACUUCAUACAAUCUUCUCACCAAGAACUGCAAUCAUUUCACCUCUUAUCUUUGCAAGAGGCUUACAGGACAGUCGGGUCCAGCAUGGUUGAAUCGUGCCGCCAGUAUUGGAGUUGCGCUCCCUUGUGUCGUCCCUCGAGAUUGGAUUGAACCACCCGAAUAUGACACCAGCGAAGGUGCCCUGUUGGACGAUUACGACAAUUCGAACGAGAAUUCUCAUAUGUUGAAAGCGACGCAUCCCCAUCUGCUAAUGGAAAGCAACGAUAGCAACGAGGAUGACGAGUGGGAUAGCGCAGAAGAAAGACGACAAGGCGGUAGCGGGAAAGGCAAGCAAGCCCUCCGCGAUUCCGCCGGGCGCCGUUUACCACCAGCUGAAAGGGCCAUCCGAUGAUAGAGUAUAAAUGAGGCUUCGGUGUUGAGUGGAGUUUUGGCGUUUCGAGGUACCGUUUCCAUGGAUUAGCACGAUACCAAUGACUUUACAGUCCAGGAACAGAUCAUUCGUUUGGGAACUUGCAA